AUGGAUGCCUAUUGCAGGGAGAUCAGGAGGCUCGAAGCCAAGUUUUAUGGUCUGGAGUUCCACCACGUCCCCAGGGACGACAACGUGGCGGAUGAUGUCCUGUCCAAGCUUGGAUCCAAGCGGCCCAUCGUACCACCCGGCGUGUUUGUUCAAGCACUCAACAGCCCUACGGUCAAGACGGAAGAGGAACCUUCCAUGAAGACCGACUUGGUCCUGGCCAUAGGACAGGAGGUCCUAACCCUUGAUAUUGACUGGCGCUCCCCAAUCAUCAACUUCAUCAAAAACAACAAAAGCUACCCAAAAGGAAAGGAACACGAGAAGCUUGCUCGCUGA
This is a messenger RNA of Panicum virgatum (switchgrass), 333 nucleotides long. RefSeq lists its product as uncharacterized. Lineage: Eukaryota; Viridiplantae; Streptophyta; Magnoliopsida; Poales; Poaceae. Bases 1 to 333 code for a protein of 110 amino acids. The transcript has a single exon. The record is from RefSeq and is a predicted model, not a curated record.